Messenger RNA from Colletotrichum lupini, 501 nucleotides. RefSeq lists its product as uncharacterized. Lineage: Eukaryota; Fungi; Ascomycota; Sordariomycetes; Glomerellales; Glomerellaceae. The coding region runs from base 1 to 501 and encodes 166 amino acids. The transcript has 7 exons. The record is from RefSeq and is a predicted model, not a curated record.
AUGGCACAAGGGGUUUUGUGUUUCUCCGACUGGAUUCGCAUGAAAGACUUCAAGGGCAGAAACACUGGAAGACGCAGCUUCUUGCGCUCCAGGGGAGAGAGGCCAUUCUACUUGUUGCCAAUUCUUGAGCCCAAGGUCAGUGGCCGCCAUCGAGCAAGAUCGAGGCAUCCUUCACGCUACGAUACUCGUGUCCCCGAACGUAUUCAGCCCACAGUACGUUUUGACUUGCUUGAGAGCACAAUCAGCCCGCAGCCAACCUUUGAAAAAUUGUCCACCCCUGUGCACGUAUUCUUCUCUACUCGUAACUGGGGGGUAAUUUUCCACCUGUCAGGAACUCCAUCAAUCAGUAAUCCGGCUCCAAGAGCAUGGCUGAGCUGGAAUGCGAGAUUCAAUGUGCGAACUGAUGAGAUCACUAACACCUACCCACAGAAGUGCGAGAGCCGGUUUUCAGGUGCCACAUUCUCAGUAGUUGAUAGGAAGCUCCUCUGGACUAGGAUUUGA